Messenger RNA from Trypanosoma theileri, 327 nucleotides. RefSeq lists its product as uncharacterized. The record is from RefSeq and is a predicted model, not a curated record. The coding region runs from base 1 to 327 and encodes 108 amino acids. Lineage: Eukaryota; Euglenozoa; Kinetoplastea; Trypanosomatida; Trypanosomatidae. The transcript has a single exon.
AUGAACACUGUCAAGUGUUGUAAAGCCGCCGAACAAGCCGGGGUGGCUGCUAAAAAGGAAAAGGAAGAAAAUAGAUGGCGCUCUCUUGAUACUGCUGAUAUUUGUGGAACAAAUACAAAGAAACUGCCACUGCUGUUGCUCUCUCUCUGUGUGCUGAGCACUGUGGUGGGGUUCCUUCCAGAGAGUGUUGGCAAUCACUUGUUUACUGAUAAUAAUAAUAAUAAUAUAUUUCCUACUGUGGUCAGUACACUGAGCACCGAGAUAAUUAAUCCCGAUGACACCCACUGGGCUAGGGUGCAUCACGUUUUUGUGUGGAAAUACUCUUAA